UUUAAAAAAACCUCCUUCAUAAAUCCUCUGGCUAACCACCCAUUCAUUUCUCUAUAUAUCAUCAACAUUAUUCCAAGAAAAUUGGAGAGAAAUAUUAUACACAAUGGAAUCAAAGAAGAAUGUGUUUGAAAUGGGAAAGCUAAAGGCCCAAGAAAUAACAAUAAAAAAGGGUUGUUCAUCUCCACCAAAAUCUCUUCUCAUUGUAACCCCAAGUGAAUCAGGGAAAUACCCAGUGGUUCUCUUUCUCCAUGGCUUUCUUCUCUCCAACAACUACUACUCUCUACUCCUCAACCACAUCUCCUCUCAUGGCUUCAUCCUUGUGGCACCUCAGCUUAGUGUCAUACUACCAUGUUCCACCAGAGACAUCACCGGAGCAGCAAAGGUCACUGACUGGUUGGCCGGAAACCUCCAAGCUUUGUUACCAACUGGAGUUGAAGCCAAUUUACAAGAGCUUGCACUGGCAGGUCACAGUAGAGGUGGCCAUGCAGCCUUUUCUCUUAUCCUCGGAUGCACCAAGACAACUCUAAAGUUCUCAGCCUUAAUUGGAGUUGACCCGGUGGCUGGACCUUUUAAAGGUUAUCAAAUCCCUCCAAGGAUUUUAACCGGUAAACCAUCUUCAAUGGAGCUUGGAAUUCCAGCAAUGGUGAUUGGAACUGGACUUGGAGAGAAGAAGAAGAUGUUUUUCCCUGCUUGUGCCCCAGAGGGAGUUAAUCAUAAAGAGUUCUACUAUGAGUGUAAACCUCCAUGUUAUCAUGUUGUUGUGAAGGAUUAUGGUCAUCUUGAUAUGUUGGAUGAUGAUGCUCCCAAAGUGACCAAGUGUGUGUGUACUAAUGGGGUGAAUUGUAAGGAUUUAAUGAGGAGGUCAACAGGGGGUAUAAUGGUGGCAUUUUUGAAGGCUUAUUUGAUGGAAGAUAAUGAGAGUCUUGAAGCCAUUUUUGAUGGUUCUCUUGUUGCUCCUGCUGAGCUUUCCCCUGUUGAGCGUCGUUUGGAAUGAGAUGAUGAUGUUGAUGAUGAUGAUGUUUUAGUUUUCUUAUUAUGUUUUUGUUUUUGUUUUUUUAAUUAAGUCGAAGGCUACCUUUUUUGUUAUGUUGUCUAUGUUAUUUUGGUUGUUGUA
Dioscorea cayenensis subsp. rotundata (Guinea yam) is the source of this 1114-nucleotide messenger RNA. Its product is annotated as chlorophyllase-2-like. The transcript has 3 exons. The record is from RefSeq and is a predicted model, not a curated record. Lineage: Eukaryota; Viridiplantae; Streptophyta; Magnoliopsida; Dioscoreales; Dioscoreaceae. Gene Ontology annotation, biological process: chlorophyll catabolic process. Bases 104 to 994 code for a protein of 296 amino acids. Gene Ontology annotation, molecular function: chlorophyllase activity.